AUUCAAUCUCUUUUCUUUCACAAUUUAAACCAAUUCAGUUCAAUUUAUUUUCCAAUUCAUUCUAUUUCAACAUUUUUCAUUCCUUUUCUAACCCUAAUUAAUGUCUACAACCAAGUACAAACCUUAAUUUACCCCUAAUUUGGACCCACCCAAUCCAAAUUUGCCAUCAUCCUUAUCUCAUCCCCCAAAACACAAAAAUCACAACCUUCAAUGGCAAUUCUCCCCCGUUCUUUUCAUCUUUCCAUCCCUUCCAUUCAUCCAUCUCCCAAAAUUUCUCAAUCCCAUCUCACCCAAUACCUUCCAUCACCACCCAUCAAACCUACACUCAAAAACCACCUCCUAAACCUCUCAAAAAACUCCCCCUUUAUCCUCAAAGCUGCAGAAAAUGGUGCUCAAACUGACAAAGAUUCUGAAAACCCAAUAAUCACAGAUCAAAAACAGACCACUGAAGAUGACAUUUCUGAACUGGGUGCAGAGAUUAAGAAGGCAAUGAAAGAAAGGGAAAAGGAUGAAGAUUCUAGCAACAAUGGCGGAUUUUUAAGUGGAGUUGUGGAAGAAAUUGGUCAGAUCGAAUGGCCUGAUUUUGGUAAAGUUGUUGGUACUACUGGUGUCGUUUUGGGUGUUAUUGCUGGUUCUAGUGUCGUUUUGCUUACUGUUAAUGCCGUUUUAGCUGAGCUUUCUGAUAAGGUUUUUGCUGGUAAAGGUGUUCAGGAUUUCUUUGGUGGGUGAUUUGUAUAUUUGGAUUUGAGAUUUAAGUUUGGAAAUUGUUGCUUAAGUUCAUACUUUUUGAUUUUGAUUGUAAUUUUACUUUUUGUUAGAAAUUAUUUUGAGGAAGAUUUGUGAAUUGAAUGAAAUUUACAGAAAUCUUAA
Amaranthus tricolor (Joseph's coat) is the source of this 870-nucleotide messenger RNA. Its product is annotated as preprotein translocase subunit SECE1. Bases 211 to 729 code for a protein of 172 amino acids. Gene Ontology annotation, cellular component: chloroplast thylakoid membrane. The record is from RefSeq and is a predicted model, not a curated record. Lineage: Eukaryota; Viridiplantae; Streptophyta; Magnoliopsida; Caryophyllales; Amaranthaceae. The transcript has a single exon. Gene Ontology annotation, biological process: protein targeting.